Molecule: messenger RNA, 405 nt
Organism: Vicia villosa (hairy vetch)
Lineage: Eukaryota; Viridiplantae; Streptophyta; Magnoliopsida; Fabales; Fabaceae
Exons: 1
Coding region: 1-405 (134 amino acids)
Source: RefSeq, a predicted model, not a curated record
AUGAACGGGGAAGGUUUUCUUACUCCGUAUAGAGGUCAAAGGUAUCACCUUAGUAAAUGGAGGAAUGACUUACAACCAGCUACACCUAAAGAGUUUUUCAAUAUGAAACAUUCAUCAUCUAGAAAUGUAAUAGAAAGAUACUUUGGACUUUUGAAGGGACAUUUGGCUAUAUUGAGAGAGAAGUCAUUCUACCCUCUGAAAACUCAAAUAAGAAUUAUAACAGCUUGUUGUCUUCUACAUAAUCAUAUUCGAAUUGAAAUGACACGAGAUCCAUUAGAAAGGGCUUUAGGAGAUGUUGAGUCAUCUAACGAGUUCAUGUCUGGGGAAAUGAUAACUGUCGUGGAACCAAGUAAUGCAUGGAGUCAAUGGAGAGAUAAUUUAGCAUUGGAAAACUUUAAUAGAUAG